Dovyalis caffra is the source of this 1005-nucleotide messenger RNA. Lineage: Eukaryota; Viridiplantae; Streptophyta; Magnoliopsida; Malpighiales; Salicaceae. The record is from the annotation of a GenBank genome assembly.
AUGGAACUUCGUGUUCUCAUGGGAUUUGUCUUAAGUUUCACUUUGCUUGAACUAGCUUUAACUCAUGCAGCUUCAUCUUCAGAGGUCUAUUGGCAAUCUAAGUUGCCCACCACUCCUAUGCCUAAAGCUCUUCAUGAUCUUCUACCGUCUGAGCACAGGAGUGACACUAGUGAUGGUAGCAGGAGAGAAAAGGGCAGAGGAAUAGGUUUCAAAGAUAAUGCAAUCAGUGUUGGCCUAAAUAUAGGCGGACUAGGCAUAGAUGUUGGAGAUGAUGGAGUAUCAGUGGAUUUCGGCCACGAUGAUGAAAGUCCCCUUUCAUUUGACUAUGGUCGGUCCGAGAAUCAACUUGCAAGCAAUCCGAAUGCGGCUCACUUCUUCCUAGGUAAGGACUUGCAACCUGGCGCAAAAAUGAACCUCCGUUUCACAAAAACUGGAGCUAAAGCUAAGUUUUUACCUCGCCAAGUUGCUGAGGUACUACCCUUCUCCUUGGACAAGUUCUCAGAGAUCUUGGACAAAUUCAGAGUCAACCCUAAUUCAACAAAAGCUAAGAUAAUAAAGGCAUCAAUAGAAGAGUGUGAAGAUCAACCAUUAGGGGAGGAGAACAAAUACUGUGCCACAUCAUUAGAAGCUAUGAUAGAUUAUAUUAUUUCGAAGCUUGGAAAAAAUGUUCGAGUUAUAGCAACAGAAGUUGAUAAAGAUAAUACAAAGCAGCAGGAAUUCAAAAUCACAGGAGUGAGGAUGGUAGGUGACAAGAUAGCAGCAUGUCAUGCCCAAAACUACAUGUACCCGGUCUUCUACUGCCAUGAAAUGCACGCUACUAGGGCCUACAUGGUUCCAUUGGUUGGAGCUGAUGGAACCAAAGCCAAGGCUGUUGCUGUAUGCCAUUUUGACACAUCAAAAUGGAAUAAGAAUCACAUGGCUUUCCGAGUUGUUAAGGUUAAGCCUGGGACUGUUCCAAUCUGUCACUUUCUACCAGAGGACCACAUUGUCUGGGUUGCUAGUUAG